Molecule: messenger RNA, 4813 nt
Organism: Cavia porcellus (domestic guinea pig)
Lineage: Eukaryota; Metazoa; Chordata; Mammalia; Rodentia; Caviidae
Gene: Wdr13
Product: WD repeat domain 13
Exons: 10
Coding region: 248-1705 (485 amino acids)
Cellular component (GO): nucleus
Molecular function (GO): promoter-specific chromatin binding; protein binding
Source: RefSeq, a predicted model, not a curated record
UCCGUCCAGUGCCGGAAGCUACUGUCCGCGGCUUGCAAGACUCCCACGCCCUGGGAAGUAUUCUAUCGAUUCACUCUGUGCUCCGCAGCCUGUUCUGGCAGCAGGCGGCCAUCUUGCUUGGAACCUGAGAAAAGGAGAGACAGAAGAAACGGGUGACACUGGUCUCAGGGCCGCCCCGGGGGCCUCGAGAGCCGGAGGCAGCCCCGGAGGCUUCCGGGGCGGACACGCCAGAGGAGGAGGCCAGGGAAUGGCCGCGGUGUGGCAGCAAGUCUUAGCAGUGGACGCGAGAUACAACGCGUACCGCACACCAACAUUUCCACAGUUUCGGACCCAGUAUAUCCGUCGGCGCAGCCAGCUGCUGCGGGAGAAUGCCAAGGCUGGGCACCCCCCAGCACUGCGGCGGCAGUACCUGAGGCUGCGAGGCCAGCUGCUGGGCCAGCGUUACGGGCCCCUCUCUGAGCCAGGCAGUGCUCGUGCCUACAGCAACAGCAUCAUCCGCAGCAGCCGCACCACCCUGGACCGCAUGGAGGACUUUGAGGAUGAUCCUCGAGCUCUAGGUGCCCGUGGGCACCGCCGUUCCGUCAGCCGUGGAUCCUACCAGCUGCAGGCCCAGAUGAACCGAGCGGUCUAUGAAGACAGGCCUCCCGGCAGCGUAGUACCCACGUCAGCAGCUGAGGCAAGUCGAGCCAUGGCCGGUGAUACAUCGCUGAGUGAGAACUACGCCUUUGCUGGCAUGUACCAUGUUUUUGACCAACACGUGGAUGAGGCAGUCCCAAGGGUGCGCUUCGCCAACGAUGACCGGCACCGCCUGGCCUGCUGCUCCCUGGAUGGCAGCAUUUCCCUGUGCCAGCUGGUACCUGCCCCACCCACUGUGCUCCGUGUGCUGCGAGGCCACACCCGUGGUGUCUCAGACUUUGCUUGGUCUCUCUCCAAUGACAUCCUUGUGUCCACCUCACUUGAUGCCACCAUGCGCAUCUGGGCCUCUGAGGACGGCCGCUGCAUCCGGGAGAUCCCUGACCCUGAUGGCGCCGAACUGCUCUGCUGCACUUUUCAACCUGUCAACAACAACCUCACUGUGGUGGGGAAUGCCAAGCACAACAUACAUGUAAUGAACAUUUCCACUGGUAAGAAAGUUAAGGGUGGCUCCAGCAAGCUGACAGGCCGUAUCCUAGCUUUGUCCUUUGAUGCCCCUGGCCGGCUGCUCUGGGCAGGCGAUGACCGUGGGAGUGUCUUCUCCUUCCUCUUUGACAUGGCCACAGGGAAGCUGACAAAAGCCAAGCGGCUGGUAGUACACGAAGGCAGCCCAGUGACCAGCAUCUCUGCCCGCUCCUGGGUCAGCCGUGAGGCUCGGGACCCCUCGCUGCUUAUCAACACAUGCCUCAACAAGCUGCUUCUGUACAGGGUGGUGGAUAACGAGGGGACUUUACAGCUGAAGAGAAGCUUCCCCAUUGAGCAGAGCUCACACCCCGUGCGCAGCAUCUUCUGCCCCCUCAUGUCCUUCCGCCAGGGGGCCUGUGUGGUGACAGGCAGUGAGGAUAUGUGUGUGCACUUCUUCGACGUGGAGCGAGCGGCCAAGGCUGCUGUCAACAAGCUUCAGGGCCACAGCGCACCCGUGCUUGACGUCAGCUUCAACUGUGACGAGAGCCUGCUGGCUUCCAGUGACGCCAGUGGCAUGGUCAUCGUCUGGAGGCGGGAGCAAAAGUAGGGUUGUCCCAGCCCUGUGCUGUCCCCGGUGCCACCCUGACUCUGCCCUAGCCUUGUGUUGUAAAUAAAGUUCCUGUGGUUGUGGUAAGGGCCAGCUCCCAAGUCAGCCAAGAGGUGUUAUGAGGGAGGGGACAGCUUCAGCCGCUGUAGGUGGAGUGAGUCCUCCAUUCAUUCACCCAGCAAGCACUUACUCAGUGCUGUGUCACAGUGGUCACAUAGCCGUGCCACCAGCAGACAGUAUUGAGCACCAACUGUGCCAGGAGCUGUGCUAGGCACUGGGGACACUCCUGUGACCUAGACUGACAGAAAUCCCUGCCUUCAUAGCUUUGCAUCCUAGGGAAGGGAAAGGGGCCAUAGGCAGAAACACAGCCUUAAUGUGUUUCACUUUGUGACCUUUCAACUAUCUGAGGUUUUUACUCCCCAUUGGUGGACAAGUGUACCCAUAUAGCCUGUCUGGUUCCAUUUUCAGUACAGUAUCAACAAGUGACUGAAGUGAGUCAGCACUACAUCAUACCACAGGCUUUGUGUUGGCUUAGUUGUGCUUAGAUUAGAUAUAGUCAGUGCAUUUUGAUGUAGGCUUUGCUUCUUUCUUUCUUUCUCUUUUCUUUUUUGAGACAGGGUAUCACUCUGUAAUUUAGGCUGGUCUUGAACUCACUGUGUAGCCCAGGCUAACCUCAAACACAGCAAUCCUCCUGCCUCAGCUUCCCAAGUGCUGAGAUUAUAGGCAUGUUCCUGGUUUGCUGUAGAAUAUUUUCAGUUUAUGAUGGGCUUCUUGGCACAUAACCCUAUGAUGAGUUGAGGAUAAUCACUUCUCAGUCUUUUGGCUAAGAUCAAGUGUAGUAUUUUUAAUAAGCUUAAUAAAUUGAGGAGAAACAUCUACACAUAAUAAACCAGUGAAAGACAGAUGAUGUGACGAAUGAAAGGAGAGGUGUAAAAGUGGUUCUUGGGCUUUCUUGAUGAUGUUAUUAGGGAAGAACCUAGAGAAUGAACAGAGACCUGAAUGAAACAGAGGGAGCCACAGUGUGUGGAACACUGGAUGGAGAAAGGCCAGCACGAAGGCCAAAGGAUAAUCAUACAGGCCAGAAUAUGGCUGAGCCCAGCAUGGUAGUUCAUGAGGUCAAACAGGCCAGAUGCUAUUGGGCUUCUUUUUUUUUUUUUUGUCUUUUUCCUUUUUAUUGGUACCGGGGAUCAAACUCAGGACUGCCUGCUUGCAAGGCAGGCGCUUAUGCCACUGAGCUAAAUCCCCAGCCCCUCUAUUGGGCUUCUUGAAGUACAAUGAGGACUCUGGCCUCUUCCUGAGUGAGAAAAAAGCCACUAGGUGAUUUUAAGCAGAGGAAGGGUGUAGCCUGGCAGCAGUGGAGGAAAUGAGUGAGGGAUGCUGGAUUUCCUUCCUGGGCUUUGAAGAUAUUGUGCCGCAGGACUCUGCCAGCUCUUCACAGAGAUUGAGAUGUAGCAGCCCUUGCCUGGUGGGCUCCAAACAUCUGCCCUGGAUUCUUUCCCACAGCAGAAAGCAGAGGUAUUUUGUUUUGUUUUGUUUUUGCUUGUUUGGUUUUUAGUUUUUUGAGACAAGGUCUCACUCUGUAGCCUGUGCUGGCCUUGACUAUGUAGCCCAGGGUGGGCUCGAACUCACAAUUCUUCUGAUUCAGCCUCCUAAGUGCUGAAAUUAUAAGUGUUCUCCACUACCGCAGGCAGGUGUUGAAUUCUUGGAGCACUCAGCCAGUGCAGGGUCCUGAGACUGUACUGGGGGGGGGGGUCCUACCCUGAGAUGGAGGCAACAGGAACUCUUCCAGUCCACCCGAUCUCCUCCCAUGCCCACUCAGGGCCCAAAUACAAGCCUUGGAACAGCUCAGAAAUUGAAAAGUGAUGUCAAUAUGGAGCCCCAAGUGAGGAGAGACUGUUUGGAUGGGUGCUGGCAGGGUAAAAUUACCCAAAUCCAUGUCGAUGGCAGGAAUCACUGGAAGAUAUCACGGAGGCUCUUGCUCCAGCUGCACUUCCUGCUGCUCUACACAUUAGGAUGUAUACAUCAAUCUGAACAAUGGUAUACAUCUUGGGACCUCAGGGCUGGCCCACAGAGUCACAGAGAUUCCAGCCUGAUGACCCAGAGUUACCACAAGCUACAGAACUGACACCAGCGAUCUGAUUCAGGGAGGAAAACCACUGGCAUUGGCUCAGGGUGCUGUUAUUGGGUGAUAUGGUUACUUGCAGCCCAAACCAUUUCUGACCAGCACCUCCACCUGAUAAAACCUUGGGGUAAGUGCUAUGCGAUAAGGAUAUCCCUGAACUGGAUUGUUCACAUGGUCAAGGUCAUAUAAGUAGUUGUAGGCUCAGUGAUUGGCUAGGAAGAUGAAUAGGACUCUGCAUAGAGUUGUAUUUGUGGCUCUGAUUGGUCCUAGCAGAAAGCUCCAGAACCAUAUCAGCAAAGGAAAAUGGCACACUGGGCCAGGUCAGGGGAGACCAGUGCAGUGUGCUCAGUUUCCCUAGUCACAAGUUGUAACAAUACAUGUGUCAUGCUGCCAACUAGGGAAGUUCACUGGAGACUCAAUGCCCAGGGCUUUUAUUGGACUGGUUGGGUAGGCACCUUUGCCUGGCACAUAACCAGGUUCCCAAGCCUCAGAAGGAAAGUAAGUGUUCAGCAUAAGCCACACUCCUUGUCAAACAGCUUAGGCAGAGUGGACCAUUACAUCUGGGGGAACAACGGGAAUGCUCCGAAAUGUCCAUUCCUAGACACCAGCCAGGGCCAAGCUUGAAGUCACCCUCCUGAGGACAGCAGCUCAGGUCAGCUGCGUGCUUCUCUGUGCUACAGUUUUCAAGGCCGACCAGGUGCUGUUUCAGCCAAGGUCUGUGGACAGCAAGGUACUUGGGGAACCUCAGUUUUCUCUAACUUUUUUUCCUCACUCUUCAUGUCCUUUAUUCAGUCUGGAUUCAGGAUGAUUAGUCAUGAUUAUUAUUGUGCAUGAUUUGGGGGUUUCAUCUUUGUGAAAUUUUUGAGGUGGUAGAGUCAACAUUCUACUUUGAGUUCAUCUUGGUGAUACUUUUCUUGACUUACAACCCAAGGGGAAAUAAAUACUGAACAAAUAAUAAAGAAUAAAAAUUAAUGUUCUUGGUUGUU